AUGGCAUCAGCUAGAAUGAAUGAAAUACAACUUAACGAAAUAAACGAAUUUUUCACGACAAUACCUGAAAAAAGAGCAACUACUGAUCGAAAAGGCAAAAGAAAAUCUACCGAAAUAGAAGAUUAUUAA
Molecule: messenger RNA, 129 nt
Organism: Funneliformis caledonium
Lineage: Eukaryota; Fungi; Glomeromycota; Glomeromycetes; Glomerales; Glomeraceae
Source: the annotation of a GenBank genome assembly